AUGCCGUUAAGCGUUAAAGGUAAAACAGGUAAAUUGCAGUUUAUUGGAUUUACCAAUACUGAAAGGAAAAAUUUAGCCAGUAAAUAUAAAAAACUGGAUGGGAAAAUCGGUAAGAGUAAGACGCUACUCACUCAAACCACGCAUAUUAUUUGUGAACAACCAGAGACAACAAAUCUAUUUCUUGCUGCCUGUGUAAGAGGAAUUUGGAUACUCAAGAAAUCUUUCAUCGAAGAUAGCGCUAAAGCUGGAUGUUUAUUACCUGAAAGGGAAUAUGAAUGGUCAAUCCGCGACCAUCACAAUUACCCCGCAAUUGAAGAAGGUCUGCUUCAAGCUCCGCAAUACUGGAGGCUGAAAAAAGAGAAAGGCUUAACUUUAUUCCCAGAGAAAACAACCGCUGUUGUUUAUGGUAGCGAUUCAGAGAAAGAAAAUCAAUUUGAAAAGAUAUUAAAAUGGGGUGGAGUUCGUUGUACGAAGCCAGAGAUCUUUCAACAAUCUCCCACACCGGUUGAUUAUCUCUUUUAUGAUGAAAAACAUUCCUAUCUUAAACGACAAUAUGAAAGCUAUUGUAAAAUAGGUAGGUUUCCUACCAAAACUAUUACAGAAAGGAUACUUCAGCAGCCCUUUCAAAAUUCUACUUGGACAGAAAAUACUAAUAAUCCUUCAGAGACCAAAAAGAGAAAGGAUCCAGACUACCUCUCACCUAUCAAUGCUCUUCCGGUAAAGCGAGUUGCUACUGAAAAUCCUGACACAUUUGAUUACACAAAGAAAUUGGUUCGUCCUAAUCUUCUUCGCAUACCCAUAUGUAAAGAUCAUGAUCAAAUAUGCCUGGAUAGGCUAUUUCUUUUAUACGCUGUUGAGAGUGAAAGUAAUGAUGAUCUAAUCAUGAAUGAGGGGUUCGGCCUUCUUACAGAGUGCUUACAGCGUUAUCCUCCUAAAAUGAUGAGAAUGAAAAAGAUAUACAUGUUGUCAUUUUGUACCGAUAGAUCGAUAAAUCAGUACGAAUCGUGUUCAGUGGAAACAAUUAAUAUGGAAAUGUGGAACAAUAUUAUGCAAAAGAUUGAAAAUGUAUCAAAGAAAGAAGAAAAAUGUGAUGUCCUAAUCUUGCGCUUUAUUGUUCAAUUGCUAUGGACUGAUUACAAGAUAUUCUAUGAUGGGUUGAUCGGUAAGAAAGAAAAGAAAGAUGAUCGCCCGAUUUUUUUUUCUCUACUAUGGCCUGGAAACUUUUAUCAAACUGCCUCUGUAUCGCAGAAGAGUAUAGAGUUGAUGGAUGCUUUUUUUGGGGUAUAUCAGCAAAGUUCUGAUUUGUCUGAUGAUUGUAUAAAUUUAAUACAUUCAUUACUUAUAUUAUCGGGUGACUGCUGCGCACGUCAAGAAAUGACUAGCUAUUAUAAAUCGAAUAAUACGACUAUACUUGGCGACUAUGCAAUAGAAUUUGCGAUAAAGCUAGCUGGAAAAAUAGAUCAAAUUAAAGAUAGUAAGCGAAAACUAGCCCUAUUGGAAAGCUUAGCAUUGGACUGGCUGGUAGCCUGCGUAUCUGAAUAUAUACUCUUAACAUUUCAUCAUCCGAACAAUUUGAACAGCGGUCUACAAAAAGAAGUUAAAUCGCUGUCAUUGCAAAAAAUUGUUAAGAAUUAUUUCGAAUUGAUUCCAUAUGGACGUCAAUUGCUAUCAAAUGAUAAGAGAGAUAUUAGUAGUGCCGUUAGCAAAGGGACAAUCAUUGAGAAAAGAAAUGCUAAAGGCAACAUUUACAAGAAAAUUUACUAUAUUAUAGUUAAGUGGAUUACUAAAGGAAAAUUUUCUUACCAACAAUUAGGCGAGACACGAUUGCACGUCGCUUGCAAACGAAAUGAUGUAGGAACAAUUGAAGCGUUAAUUGGUGAAGGCGCCGAAGUUAAUGUCGUUGACAAUUGUGGUUGGACACCGUUACAUGAAGCUUGCAAUCACGGACACAUCGAUGCUGUGCAUACUAUUAUUAAAUGCUCGCAAAAAUAUUCUAAAGACUUAAAUUUCUCUGCUAAUGGAGAUGGCGGCAUUACGCCAAUGCAUGAUGCGAUCCUGAAUGAACACUAUGAGGUAGCAAAAGUACUGGUGCAAUAUGGAGAAAGUUGCGAAUUAUACUUAACUGCUCUUGCAAAUUUAAUUGAUGUACAAAUUACACAGUAUUUUAUUCAAGAACGUUUUAAAGAUAAAGAAAGAGGUGAUGACACUGUUUUUAUACAAGAAAAUGUUAAGCAUAAUAAUCAGAGAUUAAGUAAUUCACGGAAUAUCAUGAAAGACGCUUUUAAUAAUCUUCCUCGCCUCGAAAAGCAUAUUUCUUCUAUCAUUGAGCGCCAAGAUAAAACUGAGAAAUGUAAAUUGUUAUUAGCCAAGAUUAAUCUUGAUUUGUGGCAAGCCAUGAAAACAUGA
Molecule: messenger RNA, 2406 nt
Organism: Trichoplax adhaerens
Lineage: Eukaryota; Metazoa; Placozoa; Uniplacotomia; Trichoplacea; Trichoplacidae
Exons: 14
Coding region: 1-2406 (801 amino acids)
Biological process (GO): positive regulation of double-strand break repair
Molecular function (GO): protein binding
Source: RefSeq, a predicted model, not a curated record